GGGCUCACAGUAAACGCAAGACGAUCUGCUGACGGUAUGAACUUUGAUGGCCACCGUCAACCCCUCAAGCCCCGCAAUUCAUAAAAACAACUUACGCAAUUCAGCCUUGUUUAUUGACUUUCUAAUCAGUUACACUCGCACCUGAUUUGCGUAAAAUAUAUAUCUUGUCUGGAGGAGAUGAAGUUUACAAUGUUUCACUUUUCCAGGAAGGAAGAAACUUCGUGAAGUCUCUAGGAAUAAUGAACUAUUGGACAGAAUACAAACUCAACAUUUUUUUUUUUAAAUUAAAUUCUGUUCUUGGCAGAGAGGUGCACACGACAACCCAGUCGUGCUAAAGAAAAAGAACCGUACACUGCAUUACAAUAUCAUCGUGCGGUGUACUGCAUUUUUCGAAAUAAAAAAAACCAAAAAAACACAACGCGCUAUAGCCUUGUGUAGAAAGUAAAAGGGAUAAUGUUAAAUCCAGUUCUUCGCUUUGUGUUCGAUGCCGUGGAUCAGUUUUCCCAAGGUUCGUAUUUUUCUGAUUUUGUCCAACAUCGUCCUCAUUUUUUAGCCCUGGUCUCUGUUCUGCUGGGGGGUGUGGUUUUCUUUGUUAUUGUUUUACUCAAGAAAAGAGGCCAGCGUGGUACCGCGCCCACCUUUCCCGUUGAUUACAGCACAGACCUUUCAAUUGAAGAAGUGGUACAGAACAAAUACGUUGCCGGAAUUAACGGAAAGAAAAGGAGACACCAGGAUGAACUGACAAAGAAAAAAAGAAAAGAAAAGGGGAAGGAAUCAGUGAAUGGACAGCCCCCCAUUGCUCCAGAAACCAGAGCAUCAAGGGAGGACAGCAUACAGAGCACCACUGUUGUUGACAAGAAGCAAGUGAAGCUCAAGAAAAAGAAGAAAAAGACAGAGAUUGUGGUAGAGAGGCUUUCAAAGGGAGUCACGUCUGACAAAGAGGAGAGUGAUGAAGAAGAGGCAGGUAUGUGGGUUACAAAAAUCAGCAGUCGAGAGAAGAGACAGCUGAAGAAGGAGCGCAUGAAACAGAAGGACACUGCAAAAGCUGUAGCCCCUGAGGCCCUAGCUUGCGACACAGCGAUCCUGUGGGAUGAUGGCGUUGAUAAAGAAACUGACUGGCAGGCCUCACCUCAGAAUGCGCACCCUGACACUGGGGUUUGGGGGGAGGCUGAUAGCAAAGUACAAGGCUGCGUAUGGAAGGAGCUGAAGCCCCGGGACGCUGUGCAGACAAGCCGGAGACCAGUGGAAUGGGCGCCACCAGGAAAGCCAGAAGAGGAUAUCUUUUCCCAUGUAGGAACUUGGAAUGUGAAAGGUGCGAAGACAGAGCCUGUCACUUUUGGGACUCUGCCUGACUUUUCCUCUGAAUUAGAUAGUCCAGACAGUAUCUCAUCACAACAAACAAGGUCCGUCCCACUGCCUGUGGAGUACUAAGCUACCCAACUUCGGAGUGGAUGAAGCUUGGCUUGGAUUAGUGGAUCCUUUUGUCGUCGACCAAAACUCAGAUUGGAGCCCUCCUGCUGAGGAGUGGGGUAACUGGACAGGAGAGUCCAUCUCACUGACACAACCGCAGACAGCUAACGAGAAGCAGCAGGGACAGGGGUCUGGAAGAAGAGCAGGGCAAGAGAACCUGAAGGGAGUUGUUUCAGUGAACCCGUCUCAGUGGGCAGCAGGAGGUUCUCCAGGAAACACACACAUGGAGUACAAGAGCUUAGCUGGAUCCGUGUCUACUGACAGUCAAAACACCAAGAAGGAAAGAAAGAAGAAAAAGAAAAUAAAGAAAGAAACCUGACAUCUCUUUCCGGCAAAGCGCAAGGGAUCUAUAUCGCAUUGUGUGGUUGCUAAAUUAGCUGCAAUGGCUCUGCUUUAGGAAGUGCUGCACUAAGCCCAAUCAAACAUCCAGAACGCCAGAAAACACUUGAAAGUGAGAGAGUGUAAGGAGGUAAAGAAGAUCAGACUGGCGCUUCUAGGUGUACAGAUAAAACUGCUCAGAGCUUAUUAACUCAAGAGAUUCAAGUGGGAUUUUCUUUCCUAAUAAAUCGGUUCAAAGGGAACAGUAGUGUCCUCCUGUAUUGUAGGAGACACCAUGUUUGUCAUGACAGUAAAACUCUUGUGUUUCUAUUUAAGUGGAGAGACUGUAAAUGACCAGAUAGAUUUGUCCCAUUUAUCACAGUGAGAAAUGUGUUAAAAGCGAAGCCAUACAUUUCAGAAUAUUCGUUUUCUUGUCAUUUUGUAUGGCGGCAUAUUGCUUUGUUUCAAUUAAUAGCUUGUUUGUUUCUUUGGUUGAUUUUUUAUCAUCCGUGUCUUUGUUUUUUUUUAAGAUAUGCAUGACAGAGAUGGGAAACAGUAAAACAGUAUGCCUGUUAUUUCCUGGAAAAAAUGGUGUAAUAGUGUAAUAGUGUAAAAAUCUUUGUAUUUUAUGGGGGGUUCUACACUUAACAUUUUUGAUAUUCAGCCCUAUUAAACCAGUUUAAAGAUUACCUUUUGUUUAAAUACAUACCGCAGCUUUUUAUUUCUGUUGAGAUCUCUUAGUUUCCUAAGAUUGCAUUUCAGUGUGAUGUAUGGAAAAUAAAUUAGGUGAAUCCCUCACAAUUAACUUGUCACUGCUCUUGUGUAAUUUCUAUACUGAGAGUAACUUUUGUUAAAUUGUUUGGGGGGGGUGGAGUCACUACCCUUCACAUUUUUAAAUAAACAAAAACAGUUGCUAUGUGAUCAUGCUACUACUGCAGUAUGGAAGCCCAUUUCUACCAAAAAAAGCUGUCUCAGAAUUCUGACUUAGUAAGUCAGUAUUCUGAGAUACUCAGAAUACUGAGAUAGCUUUUAAUUUUUUUGUGGUGGAAAAUUAGCUUCCAAUGUACCAGUAAUACCUUCAGUUUGUUUUCAAACACACGCUCCCUUAAGAAAACAUACGAAACAAAUUUUGGUUAAUUUUGGUUUGCUCAGUUGUUUAGGAAACUAGGAGAAAUGAAUACAGGAAUAAAAAAGCAAUGUUGUGUUAUAAAAAAAGUGUAUCUAUAAAAUUGUCUGUAUACAAAAGCAUUGUUGAUAACUUUUUAAAAAGAAAUACUACAUAAAACUAAAUACAUUCAAUGUGAAGCAUUUUGACAAAGUCUUUUUAAGUGUUGUCUUUUUCUAAUUGAAGCCAUUCAAAAAAAAAUCUUGUUGAAACGUUUGCCAUUAAAAGUUUUAAAAGUUUUAAAAGUUUUUAAAAGUAGUUGAGGAGAGGAAUCUGGGGGUCCUGGUGUCUGAAACUGAGCCAGAAUUUUGUCAAUGACUAUUGCUUUUGCUCAGUGCAAUAUUGUGUACUGCAAAUGCAAAAAAAAGAUCACCGUUUUGUAAUUUUCUUACUUUGCUCUAUAUUUGAGUAAGAAAAAAAAAAAAGAAAAAAAAAUACUUGUAAUACUAACUUCAGAAAACAAAGGACAUGUUCCAGAAUUUUGUUUAUAUGUUGUACUAUUUGUUAUACUGCUAUUGCAUGUUUUUCUAUUUGGUACAAUUGUAUACUUUUGUUCAUACGCUUUGUAUUUAAUUAGCUUAUUGGAGUACAUUUUACAUUAAAAGCAUUCAGCUAUU
This is a messenger RNA of Acipenser ruthenus (sterlet), 3570 nucleotides long. RefSeq lists its product as uncharacterized. The record is from RefSeq and is a predicted model, not a curated record. Gene Ontology annotation, biological process: positive regulation of canonical NF-kappaB signal transduction; negative regulation of apoptotic process; positive regulation of angiogenesis. The transcript has 10 exons. Lineage: Eukaryota; Metazoa; Chordata; Actinopteri; Acipenseriformes; Acipenseridae. Bases 454 to 1431 code for a protein of 325 amino acids.